This is a messenger RNA of Ziziphus jujuba (common jujube), 2704 nucleotides long. RefSeq lists its product as uncharacterized. The record is from RefSeq and is a predicted model, not a curated record. Gene Ontology annotation, molecular function: protein binding. The coding region runs from base 397 to 2625 and encodes 742 amino acids. NCBI's taxonomy places the organism in Eukaryota, Viridiplantae, Streptophyta, Magnoliopsida, Rosales, Rhamnaceae. The transcript has 8 exons.
UUUAAAUUGUCAUCUCAUCACUGAAAAACGUCCACUAAUGUGUCUCAGUCCGAACAGUAAAUUUGCUUGGUGGCAAAGGCUUCCACAUCCCGGUAACCUUUUUUAUAAUUAUUAUUCAUCGUUAUUUCUUUCUGUUUAUUAUUAUUUUGUAUUACUGUUAUUAUUAUUAGUCAUCACACCUUGCUUUUUACCGACCACACACAAUCAGACAAAAUGCAAUUCUGCCAAGCCACAUUUCAAAAGCAAAAAAACCAUUUUCCAACUUUCUAUACAGUUUCCAUUUUUCACCUCAAAACACUUCUCUAUCUUCCUCUAUAUCCAUCUGAAAUUUGAUUGUUUUCCACCAUUCCAGCUCGAAUAUUUCUUGGGGUACAAAACUAUUUUGAGGCAGAUCCCAUGAGGAGUAGUAAAAAAGGAAGAAUUGUUCCAGAAGUUCUUGACAAAGAGAACUAUGUGGAUUGGAGUGUUAGGGUUCAUACCUAUUUGUUGGCUGAAGAUCUUUGGGAUAUUGUGGAGUCCAAUGAUGAACCUCCAAAACCAGCAGAUCAUGGAAAUGUUGAUGAAAAUAGUGACAGAGUAGGAGCUGAAUACAGAGCUUGGAGGAAGAAGAAUGCUGCUGCUCUCCAUGCCAUCCAGAUUUGUUGUGGGCCAGAUGCUUUUUCAGUGAUUAGAGAUAUCACUUCUGCCAAAAUUGCUUGGGAGACUUUGGCUUCCAAGUUCAAGCCACAGCUUCUCAGAGCCAAAACAAUGGUGAGCUCUGAAUCGUCAAGAAGUGAAGUGACUAUUUCAAGUGACGACUUCAAUCUAAACGAGCCCUUCUACAAUGCCGUAUGGAGUGGUGAUUGGCAGGCAACAAAUGAGUUCAUUGCCAGAAAUCCUGAUGUAGUUAGAGCAAGGAUUACAUAUUCAGGGAGGACAGCUCUUCAUGUUGCGGCCAUUAAUGGGGAUAUGAGCAUAGUGGAGACAUUGGUGGAUAAAAUGUCUGAAGAAGACUUGGAAAUAAAAGACAUAAAUGGUUUCACAGCUCUUGCAAUAGCAGCUACGUAUAAUGCAAGCAUUAAAAUAGCUGAAUGCAUGGUUAGAAAGAAUACCAAAAUCCUUAUCAUUCAUGUCAUAGACAUGCUUCCUGCUGCACUGGCUUUUCGUUAUGGUCAUAUGAAAAUGGGUCGGUAUCUUUAUACUGUUACACCGCUUGAUAAACUGGUAUUGCCACAGAAUGGCAUAGAUGGCGCUACGCUCAUUUGCAAUGCUAUAUAUAUGCAAAGUUUCGAUGUUGCUUGGGAACUGCUCAAGCAUUGCCCACGGUUGGCUGUUACUCCAGACCGCUUUGGGAUACCCCCCAUCUAUGCAUUGGCAAAUCUACCUUCUGCAUUUCUCAGUGGGUGCAGGCUCAGAUUUUGGCAAAAAUGGAUAUAUGACUGUAUUUACAUUGAUCCAGCUCGUGCCAUCAAUGAUAUCUGUAUAGAACUCAACAAUAUACGUCUGCUCACCUAUAACAUGAGUAUCAUCAGAUCUCCAGAGAAGGAUUCACAUCACAAAUUUUGGUCAUUCCGAGGAUUGGCAUUGAAAUCUCUUAAAAUGUUAGGGAUUAAGUUUUUAUAUGAUAUGAAAUUGGUCCAUGUUCAAACCUUUCAACUUCUACACCAAAUGUGUGCAAUGACAAGAAGUUUGGAUGAAAUCCAAAUGGAAGCUUGUUUUGUAUAUGGUGCUCUGUUUCGAGCUGUUGAUCGAGGGAAUGUCGAGUUUAUAAUAAGUUUGCUAACAGCAAAUCAAGAGCUGGUGGAGACCUGUGAUGAGUUGGGGAGGAACAUAUUUAUGCGUGCAAUCCUGUAUCGCCAAGCAAACGUUUUUAACCUUAUACAUAGAUUGGACUCAAAACUAGCAGCUGCAACCGCUGUAGAUAGGCAUGGAAACAACAUGUUGCAUAUGGCUGGAAUGUUGGCACCUUAUCCACAACUUAAUCAAAUUUCUGGAGCAGCUUUACAAAUGCAGAGGGAAUUACAAUGGUUUAAGGAGGUGGAGUCAAUUGUGCCUCCUUGGACUAUAGAGCACACAAACUCAAGUAUUUUGACACCAGCCCAAAUGUUUACUAGAGACCACAAGAAUUUGAGGACUGAGGGAGAAAAAUGGAUGAAAGGGACAGCAACUUCUUGUACAGUUGUGGGUACUCUCAUUGUUACCAUCAUGUUUGCUGCAGCUUUUACAGUUCCUGGAGGAAACAAUCAAGAUACUGGUGUGCCCAUAUUUUUGAAUAAAGAGCUGUUUAUGGUUUUCAUAAUAUCAGAUGCUAUUUCGCUUUUUUCCUCCACAACCUCAGUGUUAAUGUUUUUAGGCAUCCUUACCUCAAGAUAUGCAGAAGAGGAUUUCUUAAAAUCUUUGCCUAAGAAGAUGAUGAUUGGUCUUUCCACCCUCUUUUUCUCUAUUGUAACCAUGAUGAUAGCCUUUUGUGCUACAAUUCUUAUUGUGCUUAGAGACAGAUAUUCAUGGAUUUUCAUUCCUAUCAUUUCUCUUGCUAGCAUUCCAGUCACCUUGUUUGUAAUGAUGCAAUUUCCUCUUCUAGUUGAGAUUUUCGUUUCCACAUACGGAGCAGGCAUCUUUGACAGGAAUGUUCAGAUCUGGAAUUAGGAAUGUGUGUAUUAUGUAUCUUCGUUUGACAGAUUUCUUAAUUGUAACAACAUGAAUGGUAUAUGUAUUUAUUUUUUUC